Exophiala dermatitidis NIH/UT8656 is the source of this 2560-nucleotide messenger RNA. Its product is annotated as high-affinity iron transporter. Gene Ontology annotation, molecular function: ferrous iron transmembrane transporter activity. Gene Ontology annotation, cellular component: high-affinity iron permease complex; plasma membrane. The transcript has a single exon. Gene Ontology annotation, biological process: iron ion transmembrane transport. Bases 888 to 2012 code for a protein of 374 amino acids. The record is from RefSeq and is a predicted model, not a curated record. NCBI's taxonomy places the organism in Eukaryota, Fungi, Ascomycota, Eurotiomycetes, Chaetothyriales, Herpotrichiellaceae.
CCGACUUGCAUCUCCCGGUGCUUGUUUCCCAGGCACUUUUGCUAGUCCAGGGUCCUGGUCCUGGUCCUCUGUCAGUUGAACUGUUGGGCCCCCUGUCCAGCCCGUGCAGAAAUUUUCUCUCUUCUCAAAAGUCUCAUCUCAAUCGCAGUCCGAGUCCCACUGUCACCCGCGGUCGGACCCUCGACAGCUUCGAUACCAAUCGUUUAGCGAGCUGUUCCCCCGACCGACUCCUCUCGAAGGCCUUUGUCCUCCAGUCAGCACGACGCUUUCUGCUCCUACAAGGUCUAGAGCCGAAAAGUCUGACUGAUGCAUUGCUAGCACCUCGCAUUAAAGUUAUCUGAUUGCUCGCUUCUGCACACCGUCCGCCAACCGCGACCCUCGUCGCCAUCCGUUGCACCCGAUAAUCUUAUCAUGUUGGGAUUAUCAGAUGAUCAAUCCCUUUACACUAUCAAAAUCCUUCAGCUAGGUGAGAGGCUUAUUCGCCUGUUCCCCAUGCCCGAAGCACGGCCUGGUCCUGGCUGUCCAGUCCUGUCCAGUCCCCGUCCCCCUCCAGUACCUGAGGACCAGACACACACCGCUGGCAGAAGCUAAGCAUGGCGCCGUCCCAUUGUCAAGCCUCCCGACGUCGGCCUCAUGCCACCCAUGGCUGCGGUGGGAACCCGAGUUUGGCCCUGCCGAACUCAAGCUCCCCGAUCAAGCAAAACAAGACAUCCCACUAACUAGUAAACUGAAGCUUGACCCUGUACCAAAGUUGUUAUAUUCGCAGCCAUAGUCCCUGACCUUUUGCAUGUUCCGACUCGGACAUCUGAUAACUCUGCCCUACCCUACCCUAGGAAUUUCUUCCACUUUGUUCGCAAGCACUCUAGCUUGCGUGUCUCUCAUUCAUUAUGACCAACGUCUUUGGCGUGCAGGUCUUCUUCAUUGUUUUCCGAGAAUGUCUUGAAGCCGUGAUUAUCGUUUCGGUGCUCCUUGCAUUCCUGAAACAGGCCUUGGGCCAACCGCACCAAGACCAAGCAAUAUACAAACGGCUGGUCAAACAAGUAUGGGCGGGUUCACUGGGAGGGAUUCUCAUAGCCCUGAUUAUCGGAGGCGCCUUCAUCGGUGUCUUCUACGGCCUUGGCCAUGACCUGUGGGCCGAGUCGGAGGAUCUCUGGGAAGGCAUCUUCUACCUGAUUGCCAGCAUCAUCAUCACGGUCAUGGGGCUUGCCAUUCUGCGCAUCAACAAGACCAAGGAGAAAUGGCGAGUCAAGAUCGCCCAGGCUCUGGUCGCCAAAAGCAAGGCCAAAGGCUCGACCAAAUGGCUCGGUGAAUGGGGUCGCAGAUACGCCUUGUUCAUCUUACCCUUCAUCACCACUCUCCGAGAGGGUCUGGAGGCCGUCGUCUUCGUCGGCGGUGUCUCGCUGGGCUUGCCGGCGACGGCCUUCCCCAUCCCCGUCAUCACCGGUAUCCUGGCCGGUCUUCUCGUCGGCUGGCUCCUGUACCGCGGCGGCAGUGUCAUGAUGAUCCAAUACUUCCUGAUCGCCUCGACUUGCAUCUUGUAUCUGCUCGCCGCCGGCAUGUUCUCCAAAGCCAUUUGGAGCUUGCAGUUCUACAAGUUCCAGCAGAAGGUGGGCGGUGAUGUGGCCGAGUCCGGCGACGGGCCCGGAUCCUACAACAUCCGCGAAACCGUCUGGCACGUCAACUGCUGCAACCCGGAGCGCGACAACGGAUGGGAUGUGUUCAAUGCCCUGUUGGGCUGGCAGAACACCGCCACCUAUGGCUCCGUCAUCUCAUACAACGUUUACUGGAUCUUCAUCAUGGUCACCAUCGUCUGCAUGCUUUACGAGGAACGCACCGGCAAGCUGCCUCUGCGCAAUUCCUUCCUGUCCUUCCUCGGCAAGAUCCCCGGUUUCAGACGUUACGCUGCGCGCAAGCUGGCCGUCCACAACCAGAAUGCCGAACAGGUCAUCAACCAAGUCGACGCCGAGAUGCUCGCCCAAGGCAUCAGUCACAAGCCCGUGCUCGAGAAAUGAUUCAACCUUAGUAUCCCAUACACAUACAGUACCUCGUGCUGGGUGCUCUUGGUUGAUAAAGGGGAUCCAUGGUGGCUGAAAAUGCCUCUCAGAGCAUAUUUCUGUCCUUCGGAUCGGAUCUUGUGCAUGAAGGGGCCUCUUCUACCUGAAAAAUUGUCCGCAUAACAGGAAAACACUCACAUCCGGGAGUGGAACAGAAGCGAGCUUUCCUCCCACCUCUUGGGCAGUUUAGCUGCCAGUCCAAGUUCUGCCGGGUUUCUCGUGCGGGACAAACCAAUAUAUGAUAUGUAUAUCAGCUCUUAAGAAUGAAUUCGACCCGCCGUAGCUAUUCGAGGUAGAUGGGGGACGUGAUUUGCCGAUCCAGAGCAUUCACCGUACACCAUGUUCUACCAGCAGUCCCCAACCGUGUCCUUGUCCACGUGGGAGCUAAAUAAAGGGGGAGCUCUACCCCAACACCUAUCCCUCGUGACUGUGACUUCUUUUUAUGCAGACCGGCCCCGUGGCGACGGAAACGAGAACGCGUACAACAAAAUAUUCAAUGAUCCGGA